AAGCCACGAAACGCAAAUUCUAACUUCACAUUCUCAACCCACCCACUCCAAGACAUGGCUUCUCCUCGUUCUUGGUUGUCUUUUCAUGUCUCAUCAUUCAUAGUGACAAUUCUCAUUUUUUGCUUGUCACAUUGUGCUCUUUGCCUUGAUGGACAAACCGUUGUAGACUCUCCUUUGUUAACAGAAAAAUUAGGAAUCAAUCGCACCAUCAAAGUAGAUAUCAAUGGCAAUGGAGAGUUCAAAUCUAUCCAAGCUGCCAUAGAUUCCAUUCCUGAAGGAAAUUCUAAAUGGGUCAUCGUCCAUGUUAGAAAAGGAAUAUACAGAGAAAAGGUGCACGUACCACAAAAUAAGCCUUAUAUAUUCAUGAGAGGGAAUGGGAGAGGAAAAACUGCCAUAGUUUGGUCUCAGAGCUCUGAAGAUAACAUAGAUUCUGCCACCUUCAAAGUCGAAGCACACGACUUCAUUGCCUUUGGAAUUAGCUUCAAGAAUGAGGCACCUACGGGGAUUGCAUAUACCUCGCAAAACCAAUCAGUGGCAGCAUUUGUGGCAGCAGACAAAGUGGCAUUUUAUCAUUGCGCAUUUUACAGUACUCAUAAUACUCUUUUCGAUUACAAAGGUAGACAUUACUAUGAAAGUUGCUACAUUCAAGGCUCAAUUGAUUUCAUAUUUGGCCGUGGCAGAUCGAUCUUCCAUAAAGCGGAUAUAUUUGUGGUGGAUGACAAAAGGGUAACGAUUAAAGGUUCAGUCACAGCUCAAAAUAGGGAAAGUGAAGGUGAGAUGAGCGGGUUUAUCUUCAUCAAAGGAAAGGUUUAUGGCAUUGGAGGGGUGUACCUAGGAAGAGCAAAGGGUCCUUAUUCUAGGGUGAUUUUUGCUGAGACGUAUCUAUCUAAGACCAUUGUCCCAGAAGGGUGGACCAAUUGGAGCUAUGAUGGUAGCACAAAAGAUCUAUACCAUGCGGAGUACGAAUGCCAUGGACCUGGAGCUUUAACAACGGGACGUGCUCCUUGGUCUAGGCAGCUAACUAAGGAAGAAGUUGCUCCUUUCAUAUCAAUAGAUUACAUAGAUGGCAAGAAUUGGUUGCCAGCGUGGGUAUAAUCGUGUUGUUCUCAUGCAAAGCUUUUAGAUGGAGAAUGAAGGACGUGAGAGACUCUUGAAUAUGCAUUUGGAUUGUGUUAGCAGAUGCUGCAUUGUGUAGUCACUUUGUCAUGACACAGCUUGUAAUUUAUAGUAGUACUUUAGAUUUAUGCCUAGUUCGCAUUUUAGAUUGAAUUAAAAUUAUCAAAGAUCAACCGUUUUUAAGAGUAGGUAUCGUUAUUGCCUUGUACUUGUCUUCUUUGGCUCUUGUUAAUGCUAUAAAAGAUUAUUUGAGUUAAACCAGAAACAUG
Glycine soja is the source of this 1385-nucleotide messenger RNA. RefSeq names its product probable pectinesterase 67. Lineage: Eukaryota; Viridiplantae; Streptophyta; Magnoliopsida; Fabales; Fabaceae. The transcript is spliced from 5 exons. Gene Ontology annotation, molecular function: pectinesterase activity. Gene Ontology annotation, biological process: cell wall modification. The record is from RefSeq and is a predicted model, not a curated record. Bases 55 to 1095 code for a protein of 346 amino acids.